This is a messenger RNA of Oncorhynchus keta (chum salmon), 1825 nucleotides long. Its product is annotated as myosin-7-like. Gene Ontology annotation, biological process: peptidyl-threonine phosphorylation; actomyosin structure organization. NCBI's taxonomy places the organism in Eukaryota, Metazoa, Chordata, Actinopteri, Salmoniformes, Salmonidae. The record is from RefSeq and is a predicted model, not a curated record. Gene Ontology annotation, molecular function: protein serine/threonine kinase activity. Gene Ontology annotation, cellular component: cytoplasm; myosin complex; cytoskeleton. The transcript has 6 exons.
GCUAGAGGGCGACACAUCCCAGCUUCAGAAUGAAGUGGAGGAGGCUGUGCAGGAGUGUAGAAAUGCUGAGGAAAAGGCCAAGAAGGCCAUUACUGAUGCUGCCAUGAUGGCAGAAGAGCUGAAGAAGGAGCAGGACACCAGUGCUCACCUGGAGCGCAUGAAAAAGAACAUGGAGCAGACCAUCAAGGACCUGCAGCACCGCCUGGAUGAAGCUGAACAAAUCGCCAUGAAGGGGGGCAAGAAGCAGAUCCAGAAGCUGGAAGCCAGAGUAAGGAGCUAGAGAGAAGUGGAAAUGGAGUAAAGGAGGGGCAGUGAUUCUGUGAAAGGAGUCCGUAAAUAUGAGAGACGCAUCAAGGAGCUCACUGUGCAGACUGAGGAAGACUGUAAGAAACUGAGCUGCCUGCAGGACCUGGUGGACAAACUGCAGCUGAAGGUCAAAUCCUACAAGAGAACUGCAGAGGAGGCUGAGGAACAAGCCAAUGACAAUUUGGGCAAGUUCCGUAAGAUUCAGCAUGAACUGGAUGAGCCAGAAGAGAGGGCUGAUAUUGCUGAGUCUCAGGUCAAUAAGAUGAGAGCCAGGAGUCUUGAUUCUGCCUCCAAGAAAGGAAAGGAUGAGGAGUGAGUCCAAGAGUUGUGAUGCCAGCUCCCAGGCUCUGUUAUCUCAGGUCGUAAAUUCCUGAGGAGACUCUCUUCCCCCCUGGCCAUGCGGUAUAGAGAGAGGGUUCACAGUAGAACAAAGGAACUUCUUCUACCUCACAGAACUUGAGAACUGAACAAUAUCCAUGUUGAGAAUGUGUAUAUGGUCGGUGGAGAAUCCAGCUACGACCGGUCCAUUUUGUCUAAUGUUUGUGACCUCAUGAGAGACAAUACAGCUACAUUACCAUAAUUAUGUUUAUACAAGAGUCUCCGUUAUGAGAUUUGCAUCUAAUUAUUGUAUAAAAUGAAUGAGUAAAGAUGAAACAAUUUGUGAAAUUUUGUAAUGUGAUUUUAAACUGUUUAAUGACAGAGAAUCCAAUUCCCUUUAAAGUUAACUAAGUCAUUGGCCCGCCCCAUGAGCACAGAUAUUGAUCUGACGUCAUGGGACAGCCUUUUCUGCAUUUCCGAAUAAAAAACCCAAAUUCCCUUGAGACCAAGCGUACCUCGAUUACCGAGAGGGCUAAGGUUUGAGUAGAGACCAUGCAUUCCUCGGUUAAUGAAUUCCUAAACAAACCACGUGGUUACACUGGCUACACUGGUGGAAAUGGUUAAACUCAGACUAUCGAUACUGACAAAAUAAGAGAAAAUCUUCGAUACUAAUUACUACUCUGCAGCUAGAAUUUAUGUCGACUGAAUGCGAAGACCGACAACCGCCGGAACAUCUAUUCUAUAAGAACAUUUCUGAAUGGGACUAUGAAGUAUCCAUUCACGAAAGACUCCAGGGACACAAAGAGAAGUUCAGAUGAACUUUCCAACAUAAAGACGGACGAUUCCAACAGAGAUCACGAAGACACACUGAGCCUAAAUAUAUAUAUUGAUUGCAAAUAUUCCCGAAUGAGUUUUUUCAUGUGCAAAGUAUUAGUAUUUCUAUCAAUAUGAUUAUCAACUGUGUAGUAUCUUUUGUCUUUCGCGCCCUUCUCGCCCUUCUCAGUCCCUUUGUCUACCAAGCCGCCAUACCGGUUUAGCCCACUAGGGCACAUCCCCUAUCAUUUCAUUGUAACCAUACCUACUGUUUGUUUGUUAUGCAUUUCAAUGAUAAUUUAGUUAGUUAGUAAAUAAAUUAUUAAGACGAUUGAUGUAUGGAUGAUUCAUAGUGAAGGCUGGGUUCAUGCAGAUAACCAACAAUUUA